CCGUUUCGGUUUAGAAGUUGCGUUCAGUUUCCUAGUAUGCGAUGGCAGCAGCGACAGCGACACUGGAGGAGGAUCGAUCGCGAUCACGGCCCCACGACAUAGCCAGAGAUAAUAGCGCCCAGGAGCGAACGCUGUCCACGAAGGUGCGACGAAAAGAGGAGAGACCACAAAGGCGACUGCAUCCGCCGAUACCGCUGGGUCAACUGCUAUGGCUGCUUUGCUGCCUCAGUCAGCUGCGGGCCGAGUGUCCAUCGGUGUGCGAGUGCAAGUGGAAGAGCGGCAAGGAGUCCGUGUUGUGCCUUAACGCCAACCUCACACAUAUACCCGAGCCCCUCGACGCGGGCACCCAACUGCUGGACCUAAGUGGCAACGAUAUACAGGCCAUACCCGAUGACAGCUUCGCCUCGGCUCAGUUGCUCAACCUGCAAAAGGUUUAUCUGGCCAGGUGUCGACUGCGUCUCAUUGAACGUCACGCCUUCCGGAAGCUCAUCAAUCUCGUGGAGUUGGACCUGAGUCACAAUCAACUCGCCGCGAUUCCCUCCCUCGCGCUCCACCACGUCUCGGAGCUGCGGGAGCUGCGACUCACCGGUAAUCCCAUCAGUCGUGUGCCGGACGACGCCUUCGCCCAUGUGCCCCAACUGGUGCGUCUCGAGCUCAGCGACUGUCGCCUCUCCAGCGUGGCAGUGCGAGCCUUUGCCGGACUGGAGAGCACGCUGGAAUGGCUGAAGCUGGAUGGGAAUCGGCUGAGCGAGGUCAGGUCGGGCACCAUCACAUCGCUGGCCUCGCUGCAUGGCCUUGAGCUGGCAGGCAAUGCCUGGAACUGCAGCUGCUCCUUGAGACCGUUGCGUGCCUGGAUGUUGCUACAGAAUAUUCCCAGUGGCAUUCCGCCCACAUGCGAAUCGCCGGCGCGGCUAACGGGACGUGCCUGGGACAAACUGGAUGUGGAUGACUUUGCGUGUGUGCCACAAAUUGUGGCAACCGAUACGACCGCCCAUGGUGUCGAAGGACGCAAUGUGACCAUGAGCUGCUAUGUCGAGGGCGUGCCACAGCCGGCGGUCCGUUGGCUGCUCAAGAAUCGCCUCAUCGCGAACCUGAGUGCCGCGGGGGCGGGCGAGGAUGUCGACGAGCCGCGCACGGCAGCUGCCACACAGGGCCGCAAAACGUAUGUGGUCAACAUGCUGAGGAACGCCUCCAAUCUGACCAUCCUCACGGCGGACAUGCAGGAUGCGGGCAUUUACACGUGUGCCGCCGAGAACAAGGCGGGCAAAGUGGAGGCCAGUGUGACGCUCGCGGUCUCGCGUCGCCCCCCGGAGGCGCCUCUCGGUGUGCGCAUCGUGCUGCUCGGCGUCCUCGCCGCGCUCCUCUUUGUGGUCGGCUCGUCCUUUGCGGCCAUCUGCUUCUGCUCGCUGCGGAGGCGCCGCAAGCUGCGUUUGUGGAACUCGGUGCCGCCGGUGCGACGCAGCGAGAGCUACGAGAAGAUUGAAAUGACGGCACGAGUGCGUCCCGAUUUGGGCGGUGGUGCGAGUUGCGGUGGCGGCAGUGCCACCGGUGCUGGUCUCUUUCAGGAUGCCGAGGAGCAGGGCUAUCUGCGGGCCGCCCACACGCCCCUGCCCCUCAGCGACAACGAUGCGGUGGGGCACGGACACGGACACGGACAAGGAAACGAAGCGGCGAUUGUAAAUCCAAGUGCUGGCAAUGGCAAUCGACGCAAUGGCGACUACCUGCAUGUGUCGACGCACUGCGACGAUGAUGAGGACGAGUCACUGCAGCAACAGCAGCUACAGCCGCAACAACAACAGUUGCCACAACAGUUGCCACAGCGCAAGGGCUCCAAUGCCAUUUCCGCAUCCGCUGCGAAUAAUUCAGUGGAGGAAACGGAUCUGCACAUACCACGUCUGAUUGACAUCGGCGGCACCGACUCCGCUUCUAGUUCCAUCUCAAGUCAAGUGGAUGCCGCUGCUCGUCUGGCUGGCUACGCAACCACCUGGAAAACCACGCCCAUAGCAACCACUAAGAUCACAUCGCCACACAGUCAACCAGUGGGAGCAGCUCAGUCCACAAGCACGACGCCCUACAGCCACUAUGGGAAUCAUGCGGCGGAUGAGAUGGCUACCUCCGUCUUCUGCAGCAGCAAUGGCGAUGGCCAGGAGCACGAUCUCUUCGACAGCAACUAUCCGGAUCUGCUGGACAUUGCCAAGUAUGCUGUGGCCCAGGCUCAGUCGCAGUCACAAGCCGGCCACGCCUAUCCGCCAGGAGCGGCGCCCACAGCGAAUGGAGGACUUUGCACACUGCCCAGGAAGCUGAAGCACAGUGGAAAGUAUUUCCGGAACUCGUCGGACAGUCAGUCGCCGUUGUUGGCGGACAACUCCAGCAAGUAUGGAAGCAGCACGCUGGGGGAUGGAAGUUUCCUGAACGAAGCCAUGGGACUGGGAAGACGCUACUCGGCGGAGUCGAGCUAUGCGAACUACGCCAGCACCACAACCUACACGGGCGGAGGACAACGGGCCAAUAGCUUCUUGAAUCUGGUGCAGAGUGGUGUCCACAAGGGCGGACUGCAUACACAUCACCUGGGACACAAGCCCAGUCUGCCCUCCUCCCCCGUGCAGCAUCAACGCUCCCUGAGCAGCGCUGCGACGCCGCUGCUCGACUUCUCGGCACUGGCGACACGGGCGGCGGGAGCGGCCAACUCCUCGGUGGCAGCCUAUGACUACCAUGCAGCGCAGCUGGAACGCUUCCUCGAGGAGUAUCGCAAUCUGCAGGAUCAGCUGUGUAAGAUGAAGGAGACCUGCGAUACCAUACGCAAAAAGGAGACGCCACUCCGUGUGGCAAUUGGCCAGUCGGCUGCCCAACUAGCCGAUCCUGUGAUGUACAGCGCGGCAACCGCCUCGCACAGCCCGAAGCCCCAAACAUCCACCCUCAAGGCGAAAACCCUACUGCCAGGACAACCUCCCGAUCCGCCGCCCUAUUGGCUGCACCGCAAUGCGAUGUUGAAGCGCCUCAACGCGGAGGGCAGUGCGGCAGGUGCGGGCAAUGGCAACGGAGGCGCCUCUUCGCCGCAGCCCGGCCAGGAUAUUUUCAAGAGCUAAUCGAACUUGUGUACAGCCAAUGAAUAAGCCACAAAACCAAAUUCCACUUCGGACACUACCGAAGCUCCCAUAAACUUGCAGAAGUAGCUCAAAAAUAGCUAAGGAACUACGAACCAGUUUAAAUUUUAACUUCAUCUAAAAUCCGUACUAGA
Molecule: messenger RNA, 3238 nt
Organism: Drosophila innubila
Lineage: Eukaryota; Metazoa; Arthropoda; Insecta; Diptera; Drosophilidae
Gene: kek3
Exons: 3
Coding region: 42-3086 (1014 amino acids)
Molecular function (GO): protein binding
Source: RefSeq, a predicted model, not a curated record